UAAUUAAAAAAUGAAUUGGAUGCUAAAAUGGCUAUUCAAAAACUAUUCCAUAUGCUCACGCGUCGCAAUUAAACCUGCAACUCAGAUUAUUACAUUUAACCAAAAACAAUCUAAAACCUUCUCUUAAACCCUAGCUGCGCCUCUCUCUCUCUCUCUCUCUAUCCCCCCACACACAACACCUGCACGCGAAGAGCGCAAUGGAUAUUGACGGAGAUGGACAAGGGGAAGCUAGGCAAGUUCAAGUGCGCUUCGUAACGAAGCUACAACAGCCGUACAAAGUGCAGCAAGCUUCUAUCUCCAUACCUGCCAAUCUCACUCGCUUCGGCCUGUCUGCACUCGUCAACAAUCUCCUCCUUACAGUGAAUGCGGAUUGGACAACGGAGCCCUUUGAUUUUCUUAUUGAUGGAGAGCUGGUUCGUAUGUCACUUGAAGAGUUCCUUCUUGCCAAAGGCAUUUCUGCUGAAAAAGUACUUGAAAUUGAAUACAUUAAAGCUAUAGCUCCUAGGAAACAAGAGGAGCCUUCUUUGCAUGAUGACUGGGUCAGUGCAGUUGACGGUUCUAGUGAUGGGUACAUUUUGACCGGAUGUUAUGAUGGUUUUGGAAGAAUAUGGAAGGCUGGUGGAAUUUGUACACAUGUAUUAGAUGGACAUUCUGGCCCCUUGACUUCUGUUUGUAAUUUGAUGCCCAAAGUUGAUAGCAUUGCUGAUCAAGUUGUUGCUACUGGUUCGAAGGACAGGACGUUGAGGUUGUGGAAGUUUCGCGAAGAGGAUCUGAUUGAUCAACCAAAGAAGAUUAGAUCAGUUAAGAUAUUGCGGGGUCAUACUGGUGCUGUUCAAAGUAUUGCAGCAAUACCCUCCGGUGAUAUGGUGUGUUCUGGUUCUUGGGAUUGUACUAUCAACUUAUGGAACACAAGUGCUACCGACACUGAUGACUCAGUUUCAGUGAAAAAGAGGAAAAAGGGUGGUGAAGAUGAGGAGGCUCUAUCAGAGGGCGAAGCUUUCACAACACUAGUGGGACAUACACAGUGUGUAUCUUCUGUUGUCUGGCCACAACGUGAAACAAUUUAUUCAGGCUCUUGGGAUCAUUCUAUCAGAAGAUGGGAUGUUGAGACAGGGAAAGACUCUUUCAACAUGUCCUGUGGUAAGGCUAUUAACUGUCUUAGUAUUGGAGGUGAGAGUUCUGCCCUUAUUGCUGCUGGUGGUUCUGAUCCUGUUCUUCGAGUAUGGGAUCCUCGCAAACCAGGAACUUUGUCUCCUAUAUUCCAAUUCUCAUCACAUAAGUCUUGGAUAUCUUCUUGCAAAUGGCACAAUAAGUCAUGGUAUCACUUAGUAUCUGCAUCAUAUGAUGGAAAAGUGAUGCUGUGGGAUCUGAGAACUGCGUGGCCAUUGGCUGUGAUAGAAACACACGGGGACAAGGUUCUGUGUGCUGAUUGGUGGAAAGGUGAUAGUGUGAUUAGUGGUGGUGCUGACUCCAAGCUUUGCAUUUCCUCCGGAGUAUCAGUGCUGUAAUCAGGCUUGCAAGCGUUCUCUUUGCAUCCGGAGUAGUCUGAAGCAUCUAAUUCCUCUGAAAUGGUAUGGUAUGGCUGCACCAUACAUGAUGGUAAGCUGAUCGCAGAGUUCUUGCUGGAAGCUGUGGUGCAAGUGGAAACUCUUACUCUCAGCGAUCAUGAUGCCAGUUCAAAUGGGUCGCACUUUAAGGAGUUUGCCUGAUUACUGGCUCAAAAGGCGCGAGGUGUGUCAUUGCUACUGAAUGAGAUAGCAUUCUCUAAUUAACUCGAUGUAAGCUAUUACUAUUAUUUCUGAAGACGAUAGAUUAUUGAGCUUUUGAUCACUCUAAAUUUGCUCCUUCGCUGUUUAGAACGAUUUUGAGUAGGAAUACAACAUAGGAGAGAAGCCUUGAUAUGAUUAUUAUAUUUUUGAAUAUACUAGCAUCUUUACUUUCA
Messenger RNA from Salvia miltiorrhiza (redroot sage), 1942 nucleotides. RefSeq names its product ribosome biogenesis protein WDR12 homolog. Gene Ontology annotation, molecular function: protein binding. Lineage: Eukaryota; Viridiplantae; Streptophyta; Magnoliopsida; Lamiales; Lamiaceae. The transcript has 13 exons. The record is from RefSeq and is a predicted model, not a curated record. Gene Ontology annotation, cellular component: preribosome, large subunit precursor. Gene Ontology annotation, biological process: ribosome biogenesis. The coding region runs from base 198 to 1508 and encodes 436 amino acids.